UUUUUUUAUUCAGAAUAUUAACAAUUCAAUACAAUACAAUAUAAUCCCAACCUGGGAGGGCUGAGGGAUAUGCAGCGCAGACUUUUAGUCAGCGUCGUACACUCGGUCCUCCUGUACGGGUCCCUGGUUUGGGCGGAUACUCUUUAGUAUUCGUCCAAAAACCGUGAAGCCCUGCUCAGGAUGCAGAGACGGACAGCGAUCUGGACAGUUUCGGCGUACCGAGCGGUGUCCGGAGUGGCGGCGUGUGUCCUGUUGUCACUGCCACCCGCCGACCUGCUCACCGAGGAACGCGCCUCCAGCCAUGAGCUCCGCCGAGAACGGGGUCGGUCCCUCGAACCCGAGGACCGGCUGGCGCUCAGGCAUAUGACCAUGCUUCGGUGGCGGACUCCGCCUCUCAGAGGAAACGAUGAAAGACGAGUGGACCAGGUCCCUCAUAGGACCCGAUCGGCUGGACCGGACUCACGAUAGAACCUUAAUAAAAUUUAAACGAAAUAAAGAAAAUAAAGAAGGGCAAUGUCGACAAAUAAUAAUUAAAAACUCCAAGAACGAAAUAGUGGGCAAAAUAAUGUUAGAGAAUGCCGGCCGACAAAUAAAUAAAACCUUUUUUAAACAUCCAACGUUAGUAGAAAAUUUGAUUGGAGCAGGUGAAAAAGCGGAAAAAGCUGCUAUAAUGGCAGAAAGAGACUGUCAUUCAAGAAAUUAUGGUUGAAAUAGCUACUGUAAUUAAUUGGAAAAAAUCAAUAAAUUUACUGUUAAUUUCAGCAAAAAUGUCAGAGUGACGAGGAUCAAAAUUAGUUCACCGAAACGUACGAAAGCUUGCAAAGAGCAGCGGAAUAGAUUCACUUAAGACAGUACCUCAUGUCAAUUUUGUUUUCAUUGGACGGGAAAAUUCUUUUGCAUAAACUCGCCAAUAAUGAAUUAACAAAAAAGAAUUUAGAUUACGAAAAUACUUUAAAAAUACAGCAAGAUCAAAUAUCAAAAAUUGAAGAAACGAUCAAAGAAAAAGUCUAUAGUGUUCUAGAAAGUGAUUUUCUAUGUCCAAUUUGUAAUGAAUUAAUGGUUAAGGCGUGUACAAUUAAUUGCAGCCAUACAUUUUGUGAAGUUUGUUUAAAUACUUGUUUGGCAAAAAGGCCUGUGUGUCCUUUGUCUAACUUUAGUUAGAACCAAAACUAUUUGUCAAGCUCUGGAUAACUUUAUUACUAAUAUUUGUAAUCUUCUUGGGAAUGAAAUAAAAGAACAUCGGGAAAAAGUGCAACAAGAAAGUAAGUAUAUUUGAACAUUUAUUAACUUAUAUUUAUUGUUAUAACUAUUUUUAGAAUUGAAAGUUAAUGUCCCACGACUAAAGUAUCCGCUACAAAUUGCUAGAAGAGGUGGUAGAAGAAGAUUAAGAUAAUUAACCUUAUUGUUAAAAAUAAAAUAUUUACUAUACAUUAUCUCACCUAUUGUAUUUUAAAUUUUAAUUAAAAGAUAUUUGAUACCAAGCAAAAUGAUAGGUACUUUUUUAACAACUAUGAGCACAUAUUAUAAUAAUAACAUAUUAUUUAAUGUUUGUUAACACAAAAAUAAAUAAGCAUAAGUAUUUUAAUUAUAUUUUACAUGAACUCUAUUAAAUAAUAAAAUAAAACCUUGGGAGCUAGAGCUAUUGGUUGGCACAUAAGAAUUUUGUUCGC
Daktulosphaira vitifoliae (grape phylloxera) is the source of this 1670-nucleotide messenger RNA. RefSeq names its product E3 ubiquitin-protein ligase RNF8-like. Lineage: Eukaryota; Metazoa; Arthropoda; Insecta; Hemiptera; Phylloxeridae. The transcript is spliced from 6 exons. Gene Ontology annotation, molecular function: metal ion binding. Bases 859 to 1161 code for a protein of 100 amino acids. The record is from RefSeq and is a predicted model, not a curated record.